AUACAUUUUAAUUUGGGCUUCUUCUGGGCCUUAAUAUUUGGGCUUUAAAUAAGUUAUCUCUCCCACUUACGCAUGUAAACACAGCUCUGAUAAUUACGCUGAGGUGGCAUUUUUUAAUUGGCUAAUGCAUUAAGAGAUGCGUGGCGAGAAAUUUCCCCUCCUAUAAAAAUUGUUGAAGAGUCCGGUCAACUCCGAAAGUCUUCAAAUCUCUCCGUCACGAAUCGUUCUCUCGUCGUCAUCAAAAUCUGUUAGCCGAAUCAGGCCAACCAUUAUUCUCAGAUAGAGAAAAGAAGAAAGAAUGGUGGGAAGUGGAGCUCCACAGAGAGGAAGUGCAGCUGCAACUGCAAGCAUGCGUAGGAGGAAGCCGACCAGCGGUGCUGGUGGAGGAGGUGCCUCUGGUGGUGCAGCCGGAUCCAUGCUUCAGUUCUACACCGAUGACGCACCUGGUCUCAAGAUCUCCCCCAAUGUUGUUCUUAUCAUGAGCAUCGGUUUCAUUGCUUUCGUCGCUGUGCUUCAUGUUAUGGGCAAGCUCUACUUUGUCAAAUGAUGACAAAGAUAAUAGUUGAAGACAAUGCCACCCUAAGUGACUGCUAGUGAUCCAAAUAUUAUACAGUGGUUUCAAGUUAAUGUUUUAAUUUUGUGGUUUAUUACCAGAGUAUAAACGAUCUUUCACAAUUCCAGUUUCUUUACAUUCAAAUUUUCAAUAUUCUUCACACAUAUUAUAGGCAUGAGCUUUUUAUACAUCUCACAAAUGACAAUGAGUACUAUUAUCACCUUUUUA
Molecule: messenger RNA, 781 nt
Organism: Arabidopsis thaliana (thale cress)
Lineage: Eukaryota; Viridiplantae; Streptophyta; Magnoliopsida; Brassicales; Brassicaceae
Gene: SEC61 BETA
Product: Preprotein translocase Sec, Sec61-beta subunit protein
Exons: 2
Coding region: 299-547 (82 amino acids)
Biological process (GO): intracellular protein transport
Cellular component (GO): endoplasmic reticulum membrane; Sec61 translocon complex
Source: RefSeq, marked reviewed